AUGAGCAGCAAGACGAAGAGUAAGAGUAAUAUUCCCGCCAAGCAGCGGGUGCAGGACAACACAGAUGCGAAUCCCCCACAACCCACAAAAGAAAUAACUACUACUAAUACCAAUACUAAUACUAAUACUAUUACUAGUAUGAACAGUAGUUCGACUGUGAAGAGUAUAUCCACAGCAGCAGCAGCAGGGAGGAGUACGUUGGGUUGUUGUGGGGCUCUUCUUGUGAUUGGCACUUAUCACUCCGUGAUGGCGGGUCUUGUCUUUCGCCGUGAUCGCCUCGCGCUGCUCUUUUCCAUCAAACACCACGAUGGCUGCAUUAACACAAUUGCGGUGGGGGAUAAAUACAUCGCCUCUGCGGGUACAGACGAGCGUGUGUUUCUCUUCACCAACAAGAAUCAUCAAUCCCACCUUACACCUGCAGAGCGGGCCAAACUACGUGCUGCUGCUGUUGUUAAUACUGGCGAUGGGAAAGAUCGUAGCGGUGUGUGUAUGCGUGUGCGGCCGGCGGAUCUUGGUAGUAUUGCCCCACCGAGUGAAGUGCGGUGUUUGCUGCUCACGACGAAUGGGCAGCAGUUGUUGUGUGGAUGUACGGACGGUCAACUGAUUGUGUACCGCACACGUGAUUGGAGUGUGACGCUGGCCAUCCCACUGCAUGAGAAGUGUGUAAAUGCCAUUGCCGUACACCCAGGCAACAGCCAACAGAAUAAUAAUAAUAACAAUAAUAAGAAUAAUAAUAAUAAUAAUAACAAUAAUAAGAAUAAUAAGAAUAAUAAUAGCAGCAGUAGUGGAGUGUUGGCUGUUACGGUUGGUUCGGAUCGGCAUGUGGCGGUUGUGGAUCUCGCGCGUGGGCGGCUGCUCAGUAAAUGGCGGUACAACACCCACACAAAUAAUACAGUUAAUAAUAAUAAUAAUAAUAAUAAUAAUGAGAAGAGUGAGGAAGAAGAAGAGGAAAAGCGAACAGUGAAGCGAAUGCGGUUGGAAGUGCGGGAUGAGCCCCACGCGGUGCACUUCUCCCCCAGCGGGUGUUAUUUUGCAAUUCUCGCCCAUCACUCCUUCACGGUGUACGAGACGGCCACCACCCGCCUGCUCACAUUCUAUCAGGAGGCAUCCACACAGCAGGAACUGCAGCCACACAAACAACUGCACACAUUUGCAUUCGUAAAGGAUGAGACGAUUGUGUUUGGAAAUGAAUCCGGUCAAUUACUCUGCGCCAUUGGGCCGUGGAAGAGAGAAGACACACAACCACAGCCAUGCACACUACAACCCGUCGUUAUUCACAUUCCCACAUCAUCAUCAUCAUCAUCAUCAUCAUCAACAACAACAACAACUUCAGAAAAAGGCGGUGAGUCUAAAAAGCCAGAGAGACAUCCCACACAUCACACAACACGUGUGAAGGGCCUGCGGUGUGUGGAGGACACAUUGUUCUCAAUAGAUGCCGCUGGUGCUGUGAUUGCCUGGCGCAUGAAAGGAGGAGUGGAGUCGACGUUGACACUCACAUACAUCUGCAGUGCCAACUGCCAGGGACGUGUCACCACAAUGGACGUUAUGCCGCUGUGA
Trypanosoma theileri is the source of this 1557-nucleotide messenger RNA. RefSeq lists its product as uncharacterized. The transcript has a single exon. Gene Ontology annotation, molecular function: protein binding. The coding region runs from base 1 to 1557 and encodes 518 amino acids. The record is from RefSeq and is a predicted model, not a curated record. Lineage: Eukaryota; Euglenozoa; Kinetoplastea; Trypanosomatida; Trypanosomatidae.